GGUGUUUGUAAAAAAACAGAAGUGUGAAAAACAAAUCGACUUGUUGAUUUUUGACAAAAAGCGAAAGAAUGUCAACAUCCUUUUUCUUACGCUUUAUUGGUAAAAGAGCAAAGACUGCCUAAUAAUCCUGUCUUAUCCAUUACUAGACGGAUUCGUGCCUUUUCAGAUAAUAAAUAUCUUGGAGUUGGAGUGGGUCUUGCUAAAACUACCGAAAUAUUUUUGUGUAUGGCUUCCAGUGGGGGAAGAUCUCCGAAGGACCUACGGCAGAUGGUUCAAAAUAGCAAGGACACUGGCCCUGAAGCUCAUGAUGAAAUGAAAAAUAAUCUGGAAAAGCUACGUGCUCUUUCGAAAGAUGACAUUUCAGAGAAUUCCAUGCUCCGUUCUCGGAUUGAUCAACAAGCUGAACUUAUUUGCAUCUUGAAACAAAGAGCAGAUGAGUGCACAAAGAAGUCAAUAGGGUUUGAAAAAGAAAAUAAGGAGAUUAAAGCUGUGAGGGAGGAAUUACUUGAGUCCAUACAUACAGAAAGCAAAAAACAUGCAUUACUAAAGCAACGAUUUGAUGUUCUCAAUGCCAAUCACCAAGAAAUGAUAAGUAUAAAAGAUAGCUACAAAACACAGAAUGUGAAGCUGAGAUCUGAGAAUGAGAAGCUUGUUCAUGAGAAUGAGGUCCUGUUCGCAGAGAAAGUCAAGGAGAGGGAUCAGGAGAUAGAAAGACUAAGGGAGGAAAGCAAACAAUUGCAAGCAAAUUGCUCACUAGCAGAGCAGAGAGUGAUUGAAGCAGAAGAAAAGUUGGAACAAGAAAGAGUACAUCAUGAAGCAGUAGUGAGCAAGCUUCAAGAUAAACUUACUUAUUUUGAGAAAUGUGCUGCAGGAAAGGAGUCUGAGACAGCAGGCCAACUGGAGAGUGUGAAGCAUCAACUUUCCAUGCAGCGUGAUCAGGCUACUGCUGCUUUGAAGGAGAGAGACGAGUUUGCACAGCUGGCUGUAGAUCGUGGGAAAGCACUUAAGGAGAAGCAACAAGAGAAUGCGCAAUUAUCAGCAAGCUUGGAAGAAGCAGAAAAGACACUAAGAGAAAUGGAGGAUAAGUUUGCAUCGGAGCUGCAUGCAAUGUCGUCUAAUGCUCAAGUUCAAAGAAUGAAAAAACAAGUUGAUGAGAUGGAAAGAAUGUACCAUGCGCAGCAAAAGGAGUACCAGGCUUACAAGAAGCACACCAGCGCACUUCUGGAGAAAGAGAAGCGUCUAAACGAUAAACUACGCGGCUUAAUUGGUUGAACAAUAAUCAAAAUCGGUCAGAGUCACAUUUAUCAUGCAUACUUUUUAAUAUUUAUAGUGGUAACGUGAACUCCAUCGUAGAAGUGUAUAUAUGCUAUAUAUCCACAUAUUUAAGCUUAGUUUUUUGGCCUCAAACAGCUAGAAUUAUGACAUUUAAAGCAAAGCAUAGCUCAAAAUAGGUAAAUAAAAUAUCACUAUCUAUUACGAAAAAA
Molecule: messenger RNA, 1484 nt
Organism: Nematostella vectensis (starlet sea anemone)
Lineage: Eukaryota; Metazoa; Cnidaria; Anthozoa; Actiniaria; Edwardsiidae
Product: coiled-coil domain-containing protein 89
Exons: 7
Coding region: 226-1272 (348 amino acids)
Source: RefSeq, a predicted model, not a curated record